AUGGCGACGGCGGCCCUCACCGAGUAUGAACGGCGGAGGAUGGAGAAUAUACGGCGCAACGAGGAGAUGAUAGCGUCCCUCAAGCGCAAAGCCGAGGACCUGUCAGCCAUCGUUAAGGCCUCCAAGGCCAGGCCCCACCGGCCGGCCAAACCGCACCAGCCGGCGGUCGUCAUCCGUCGCUCCCUCCGGUGCCGCGGUAUCCCGCCGGAGCAAUCCCGGGAGGCUUCCGAUCUUCCUGCGCCGUCCUCUUCCUCUAAGGUGGUGAGCCCCGCCAAGAAGAAGGGCCCUCUGCCGAUGGAGGAGGCAUUCGUAGGGUCACCGUCUUUGGCCGGGCACCUUACCAGCACGAUUUCCGGCAUGGAGGAGAAUGCGCCCCUGCACCGGAGGAGGAAGCGUGUGGAGGAAAGUGGGGGAUCGUGGGAUCCAGCGACGUCGCUUACGCUGGUCCCGGAAAAUGUGAGGAGAUUGCUUCCCGGGAGGAUUCUGACUGUUUGUUUCUUUCCAUUCGGCGACCGGAGGGUGGUGGCUGCCGGAGAUAAGCUCGGGCAUCUAGGUUUCUGGGAUGGCGAUUUUGGGGAGGGCGCGGGUGAUGGCUCGUACAUUUUUGCUCCGCACACGGCGCCGGUUUCGGGGAUUUCAUUUCAUCCCUUCUCUCUGUCCAAGGUAUGACUGGCUGAAACCCAAUGGAAUAUUUUGCUUUUUCUCCUUAGCUUAGGAUUACGAACUACGCGGCCGCUAUGCCAUCGCCAGGGAUGCUACAGGGACAAUGAUCUUUCUCUAAUUCUAGCAUGGAGACGCUUACCUCAACUCAGAGAAAUGAGAUGAAAAUAACAACUUUCCUGCAUUUCUUGUAGAGAUCGUGAACAUACUUAAUGUUUGGGUUGCCUGCGAUUUGCAUUUUGCUUUUGGAUAUCUCUUCGUGCUCAGCUUUUGGGUACAGUCGAUAUUAAUUCUACAAUGUAAUGGCUUACCAAUCAUGUGUGCAGAUUUUUUCCUGCAGCUAUGAUGGCUUCAUCCGAUUAAUGGACGUGGAGGAGAAUCUGUUUAAUAUGAUAUAUUCCACUGAGGAGGCCGUUUUCUCUUUAUCCCAUCAACCAAACGAUGCCAAGUCCAUAUACUUUGGCGAGGGUCCUGGUGAAUUGAAAGCGUGGGAUGAGAAAGCUGGGAAAGUCUCCAAUUCCUGGGUCUUGCAUGACCAGCGGAUCAACACCAUAGAUUUUAGCAGGGAAAAUACUAAUCUGAUGGCUACGAGUUCUACCGAUGGUGUUGCGUGCAUAUGGGAUUUGAGAAAAAUUCGUGCCAAAAAACCGGAAGGAAUCAGAACUGUACGGCAUGCAAGAGCUGUUCAUUCCGCUUAUUUCUCACCCAGUGGAGCUUCUCUUGCAACAACGAGGUACGUCCGCCAGGAUGGUUUUUUAUAUUGAAUUCACAUGAGGAUCCGCAGGUACUUUUGCUGGAUUCAUCGAAGAAAUGGAUUUCUUAUCGCUCUGAGUUUAAGUAUCAAAACUGCAGUUGGUUUUAUCUCUGCCAUUUGACCCAUGGUAUCAAGAAAAAACAAGUAACUCAAUGGCACGCCAUUCUUUUGGUUGCAGUAUUGAUGAUACAGUUGGAAUCCUCAGCGGUCCAAACUUUGACAAUUCGACUAUGAUAAGCCACUUCAAUCAGACAGGCAGGUGGCUUUCUUCCUUCAGGUACGUUGACUAAUGUACUUAUCUGCUCUUGUCGGGACAAUGCAAUUUAUCAAUACAAUUAGUACCCCUGUGUGUUCUAACGUGCCUUUCAUCUCAAUAGUAGUCGUGAUGAUAAAAGAACGUGUAAUUCUUUUAGGGUUGACUGGUGCAAUAUUUUUUAUGAUUAUUUGGCAUGCAAGAAACCUAAAAAAGUCAAUAUGUAGUGAAAAGUGCUGUCUAUAAACACGCUGAGAAAAAAAACUAGAAAGAUACUUCUGUCGUUUUAAUUCUCAUCCAAGAAGAGAGAGAUGUUACGAAUCUCAAUCAAUGAUGGACAUAUAAUGAUGUAACACAUUCGAUCUCUGAUUCGUCCUCCACACCUUAAAUAACCCCAGUGGUUGACUUUCCUAGUUUUUGACUCCGCAUCCUCCGGUUUCUCAAGUAUUGCCCACGACUGUGAUGGCUAGUAUUUUCCUCUUCAUGAUCAGAGAAUGUGGAUGGCUCUGUUCUUAGCUCGGUUCCCUCAGUGGUAACGAUUGAGGGUCCCAUUGUUUUCUGCGGCAGGGCGAUCUGGGGGUGGGACGACAGGUUCCUCUUCAUGGGGAACAUGAAGCGGGCAGUUGACGUCAUCUCCACAGUGGACAAGACGAGGACGGCUCUGGAGAGCCCUCUCAUGACGGCGAUACCCUGCCGGUUUGCUGCGCACCCUCACAGAGUCGGCCUCCUCGCCGGCGCCACCGCCGGCGGCCAGAUAUACAUGUGGUCGCAGUAG
Molecule: messenger RNA, 2442 nt
Organism: Spirodela intermedia
Lineage: Eukaryota; Viridiplantae; Streptophyta; Magnoliopsida; Alismatales; Araceae
Source: the annotation of a GenBank genome assembly